AAAAAAAAAAAAAAAAAAACAGAAAAGAAGAAGAGGGCGUGUAACGGUCAUUCUGGUUGAAUGUGGGACUGCUUCAUGUAAAAAAAAAAUGUCUUUAGUCCAGCUACAACGAGCAGUUAACUGAUGCUGAAGAAACAUUAACAGAGUUUAAAGAAAUCAUCGUCAAAUCAGAGGAAGAGAUGGAUGAUCAGCGUAGACUGCUGGAUUUCUCCCGGAUUCCCCGGAUAAUCUUACGCCGGAUAGACUGCCUACAGCACACCAUUUAUAAUGAGAAGUUAUGUAACGAGGAGAGGAGUUUCGCUCUGGACCAGGAGGAGUUAGAACCCCUGCAGAUAAAAGAAGCAAAUGGACUCAACAACGUUUCGGGGAAAGAACCAAACCCUGAGAACCAAAAUUGGGAAAGAAGCAAUCCCAUAGACUUUGGAGCAAAAAGAGGUGAAGAAAAGAAACCUAAGAGGGAUCAGAAAACCAAACAGCAUGGUGAAAAUUCAAGACAGAAAGGUCAUGAAUAUCUUCCUCGAAAUAGUGACUUGACUAAAAAGAUAUCAAAAAAGACAUGUGAGAGACCUGUCUCAUAUUGCCUGCAGCAUAACGUUUAUAAGGAGGAGCUCUGUAACCAGGAGGAAUUAGAACCGCUGCAGGUGAAACAAGAACAGGAAGACCCAGGAUUUCUGCAGAUUAAAGAAGAGCAAGAGGAUCUAGAACACAGGCAGAUAAAAGUGGAAGAAAAAGAAGUUUACUGCAGUCAGGCUGAUGAAGAGGUGACCCUAAAACAGGAGACUGAUGCAUUCAGGACUAGUCCUGUUUAUGAGAAAACAUACCAAACUGAAUCAGAAACAAAAGGGAUCCAAGUCAUCAUCCAGGAAGCUGCUGAAUCUGAGAAACAAAAUCAGGAAAGACGAAAGCCUUUCUCAUGUGUCAUCUGUGAAAAGCGUUUCGCUUUAAAAUCCGUUUUUGAUGCUCACAUGAGAACUCAUACGGGUGAAAAGCCGUUUUCAUGUGUGAACUGUGAAAAAUGUUAUAAAGUAAAAUCUCAAUUAACUCAGUGA
Molecule: messenger RNA, 1049 nt
Organism: Poecilia latipinna (sailfin molly)
Lineage: Eukaryota; Metazoa; Chordata; Actinopteri; Cyprinodontiformes; Poeciliidae
Product: zinc finger protein 41-like
Exons: 5
Coding region: 180-1049 (289 amino acids)
Biological process (GO): regulation of transcription by RNA polymerase II
Molecular function (GO): DNA-binding transcription factor activity; RNA polymerase II cis-regulatory region sequence-specific DNA binding
Source: RefSeq, a predicted model, not a curated record